This is a messenger RNA of Coregonus clupeaformis (lake whitefish), 3892 nucleotides long. Its product is annotated as zinc finger protein 493. NCBI's taxonomy places the organism in Eukaryota, Metazoa, Chordata, Actinopteri, Salmoniformes, Salmonidae. Gene Ontology annotation, molecular function: RNA polymerase II transcription regulatory region sequence-specific DNA binding; DNA-binding transcription factor activity, RNA polymerase II-specific. Gene Ontology annotation, cellular component: nucleus. Bases 470 to 3166 code for a protein of 898 amino acids. The transcript has 2 exons. Gene Ontology annotation, biological process: regulation of transcription by RNA polymerase II. The record is from RefSeq and is a predicted model, not a curated record.
UGCAUUUAUUAGGCAUAGCUAUCGUGCUUUCUGGUUUUCUGCGGAAGUUUGGUAUUUUGAUGAUUAGAUGGUUCCUCGCCCUGAAAGUAGUCUAUGGUAGAAAACCGAAUCCAUGGUUGGUUUUUUUGGGGGGGGGGGGGUUUUACAGCCAACAUCCGCUAACUUUAGCCACAGCUAGCUAACUAACAAUCAAUGGAAGUGAUAGCAACCGUGUAAUGUUAAAAAAAUCCAAAUAGUCUUUAAGUAGCUUCAAACCAAAUAAUUGUGUUAGUUUGGCCAUGAUAGCAUUCAACUUUGAGAUCACCCGAGAAUUUGUAUUCUGCUUUGUUUCUCAAUUGAAAAGUGCACAUCUUGAGCGUGCCUAUCAACAAUGAGAAGGGCUUCUUUAUCUAACAUCUUUAGAUAGAUGUUUGUAGAAUUAUGAUUUUUGUGUGCUUUGGUGAUACGUCUCUCAGGAUAAGACGAUAACAUGGAGUCCAUUGAUUUGGAGAGGGAGGACCCUCCUAGCUCACUAUCUGGAUAUGCCAAUGGAGAGAUAAUGACCCUGGAGAUCACAGACGUCUCUCCAGACCUGCUUGUUCUCGAGGUAAAAGACAACAACCUACCUGAAAGUAACCAUGGCAGCCUGGACUUGGAGAUGGAUGCUGACUUUCAUAAUGAUGAUGGGCAUGGUUUUGCGAAUGUGGAACUCCAGUUCUUUCCAUGUGAUGCCUGCGAAGCCUCCUUCACUAGCGAACCAGAGCUGGAGCAGCACUUCAUAUGCUCUCAUUCAAUAUGUGAUGUAGCGAGUGAGAGAGGAAGACCGAAAGCCAAGUCAAUGGAAACAGAAGGUGUCUCACCCCAGCACACCUGCAUGACUUGUGGGAAGGUGUUCAAAUACCUAACUUCAUUUCGAAAACAUGAGGAAACUCAUAUCAAAGCCCUGUACACCUGCAAGACUUGUGGGAAGGAGUUUAAAUACCUAACUUCAUUCACAAAGCACCAGACCACUCACGUUGUACCAAGACCGAGAGGAAAUGGAAAGUCAAUCAUAGCAGUAGGCCUAAGUGUCAAUCAGAAAGUGAAAGGCCUUCACACCUGUAGGCACUGUGGUAAGGAGUUCAAAUACCUAACUUCUUUCAUAAAACAUGAGAAGACUCACAGGAUCAUGUUAACCAAAAAAAGCAGAAGAAAACAGAGGAACCCUUCAAGUUCCGAGAUUAUUAUAUGUCUUGAAGGCAAUAGGAAAGAUGCCACAGAAACUUGUGUAAGGGCCAUCAAGAAAAACAGGAAGAACAGCGAAGAUACUGAGGAUCAGGAUGCAUGUAUUCUAAUAUCUUCUGAUGAUGAACUAGCCACCACUGCAGAGCAGCAAACGCCUGACUCUAAACGUUCUCCUCCGUUUCCUUCUGACUCUAAACGUUCUCCUCCGUUUCCUUGUCUGGACUGUGGGAGGGUUUUUAAGUUUUUCAAAUCUUACAAAAAACACCAGAAAAGACAUGCUUGGGCACAGGGCAAAAGUGAAAUAGUGCCUCUUAAACAGGAGCACGGAGCGGAAGUGAAAGAACAGAUUAGAUGUCCGGUUUGUGGUAGAGCAUUCAACAAGCUAAAAGCUUGCACCAAACACGAGAAAAUGUAUCAUCGGGAAAAUAACUUGCAUAAAAACACAUUUGCUUUAACGUGCUGUGAAUGUGACCGCCAUUUUGAAAAGGCAGAUAUUUUCCAAAAGCAUAAGUGCUUCCACCUGCGUAAGCAUGUAAAGGCGUUCAUAGAGGCAGGUAGGGUGAGCCAACGGGGGGAUAUUUUCUAUUGUCAACUCUGUGUCCUAAAGCUCGCCAGUGGACUGGAGUUUGAGAAUCAUGCCAGGGACGUACACCCAGACCAAUACCGCAAGACCCUAAAAGCAGUAGGCAGUGCCAGGACAUGUAUCAUUAAAGACACCUUGAAAGUCUUGCCGACACAAAGGGAUGACAAUCAGUCAACAAAUCAGGAGGCAACUGAAAUAGGAGAGACAGAGGAAGAUGGAUCGAGACAAUUUAUUUGCAAGGAUUGUGGGGAAUGUUUCAUAUAUCAUGUUUCAUUUAAUUUUUGUGGAAAAUGUUUAAAGGAUCGCAAAGACUCUAGGAGACAUCGGGAGAGCAAUGUAAAAGCCUCCAAGCUGUACCACUGUGAAGAAUGUGGCCAAGGCUUUGGCCGAAAGGAUCACUUAAAGCGCCACAGCUAUUCUCAUUCUGGUAGUUCCUUUAUCUGUUUUGAUUGUGGCAUUGGAUUCAGGGAUCCAGGAGAGUUGCGGAAGCAUGAAAAGACUCAUCGGGUGAGAAACCACAUCUGCCAACUGUGUGAGAAGCAAUUUGAACAUCCAAAGGAACUGAUGUUGCAUCAUGAAGUUGAUCAUCCAGGACCAGACGGUUAUACAUGCCACCAGUGUGGCAAGACAUUUAAUACAGUGAAAAAGCUGGGAAAACACAGAAUGAUCCAUUCGGACGAAACUCCCCAUGUUUGUUCAUAUUGCGGUGCGAAAUUCAAGAGGCGAGGGCAUUUGAGACGGCACAAGAACCUGCACACCAACGAGAAACCUCGCCUUAGUCGUUGUUGUGGGGAUACAUUUGGGCAACAGGGGGACCUAAACACCCACCUCGGUAAAAUGCACACAAUGUUGAGAAAUUAUCUUUGUAAGGCUUGUGGGACAACUUUCAAGGACCGUAACUCUCUCAGGAGACAUAGGUAUCACACUCACACUAAGGCUGGCAAGGUGUUCCAAUGUGAGGAAUGUGGCCUAAGCUUCAGCCGGGCGGAUCAUCUGAAGCGCCACCAGUACACGCAUUCUACUGAAAGGCCCUUCUCAUGCUCAAUGUGUUACAAAGUAUUCCACAGGGCAGACAACCUCAAGAAGCAUGAACGAAAUCACAGAAACAAGUGGUUGGAAUACCUCAACACCCGCCACCAUGAUAACACACCCAAGCAGGAGAGCCAUGUUUCUGAGAGCUCCAAGUGGAAACUGGGCUGGUCUGAAGCAUCUGCCCUACUAAAGCUCAUCCAGAGCCACUCCAAGCAGCAACAUCAUACCUGCUAUGUUUGUAAAAAUACUUAUAGAGGACUUUACUAUCUGAAGAGGCACCGUCUACUAAACUGUGUUGGACAAAGGAGUAAAAUUAUGGAUUCAUUCCGAUAUGGAACUGUUCAAUAACUCCCUUUUGGGUUUGAUCAUCUGAGAGAUUUAGAAGUGAAAUUUAAUUUAAUUUUGUAAAACUUGUUGGUGUGUCUUUGUAUAUAGUGAGCUGUGGCUUGGUAUCUUGUAUUGUCUGGUUAUUUAAAUGUUUUUAUAGACCCUCAUAGCCAUCACACCAGAGCCAGUGUUGCCAAUAUUAGACAGUUGCGCUAUAGUAGUAUUCCACUAGACGCAGACAUCAGUUAAACAUCUAUUUUAGAUUUUUGUCAACUAACGUGAAUUCAACAUGAAAUCAACAAAACAUUUCACCAUGAAAUUCCUGUGCGUUGAUUACUUUUUGAAAAUACGAUACGUUUUCCACGUAGAUUCAACGUCAUCACAUUGUUUCCACACAAAAAAUCUAUGUUGAUUCAACCAGUUUUUGCCCAGUGGGAUGGCUGGAAAAAAGCUAUUUCCUUAAAACUGGUGCAGAAGAAUGGAAUGGUGUACCAAACCAUAUAAAAUCCAUCUCUACACUAGGGAGUUUUAAGAUGGGAAAAUAAAUGGUUUAUGGGCAAAAUGCUUUAAAACUGCACAGGCUAAAAGAAAGUAUAAUUGUAUCAAUGAACAUUACUUGGUCAUCUAUUUUAUUCCUUUUGCUGUUUCCUCCCUAUUGAUGAGAUGUAUUUGAGAUGUUAUAAUUAAGCAAUAAAGCCCGACGGGGUGUGGUAUAUGGCCAAUAUACCACGGCUAAGGGCUGUUCUU